This is a messenger RNA of Cydia fagiglandana, 1284 nucleotides long. RefSeq lists its product as uncharacterized. The transcript has 3 exons. Bases 135 to 1250 code for a protein of 371 amino acids. The record is from RefSeq and is a predicted model, not a curated record. Lineage: Eukaryota; Metazoa; Arthropoda; Insecta; Lepidoptera; Tortricidae.
AUUUAUUGGUCAUGUAUUGACUAAACAAUAUGUUUUGCUAAUGUUUAGUUUCUAAAUUUCAGUUAAAAUCUAAAUUAUGAGUUCAAUGCGAUAGACCACAGCUUUAUAAUAGUGAAGCCGAGUUUAUUAACAAAAUGGAAACUGCGUGCUUAAAAAUUAAAUUCACACCACUAAUCAAAAAGCUACGUGAGAAUGACUCCAAAUGUUGUCUCGAAAUUGUACCGGAAGUGACAUGUUUACAAAACAUUGAUAAGAUGCUACAGAAACAAGAAAACAGCUUAUACGAAUACGUUAUUCCUAUUACUUAUAAAAUAAUUCUCAAGAAGAGUACGAAAUGCGAUACAAAGCAUGCGGGUUAUGAACAUAACCAGAUUUAUCAUUCAUGUGUAGACAUUUUACACGGACCUGCUACCAGUUAUUAUGAUGAAACUGGAGACAUCAAACGAUUUUUAAGCGAAACUGUAAUGUUUAAUAAACUACCAACAAGUUUCCAUGGAUGGAACAUGGCUAUACCACAACAUGAAAAACUUAACUUCACCCCAGACGAAAAAAUUACAGCAAGUACUCAGACUUACGAGAAGAGAGGCGAAUUUACUCUCACUAGUAGUGAAAGCAGAAAUUUGAAUAAAUUUUAUACCACAAACAGCACGGAUACUGACAAAGAGUAUUGUGUAAUGUGUAACAUUGAUAUUCAAGUCGAUACUAUUCAAAAUAUUGUGGACGUGGUAAACGAUGUACCUGAAAAGGGCAACCAAAAAAUCUGCAGUAAAAAUAUCAACGUCUUAAUUAAUGAGAUCUCUAAGAAGUGUAACAUUAAUGAAAUGCGUAAAUUAAGUCUCACGCCUAUUUGUUCUAUUAACACAAAUGACAUGUUUAUGGCAGAACAAAAUGAAAAUAAUAAUAACAUGGGAUUUGUCAAAGAUAUUCUUUAUAAAUAUAUAUCACCAAUAAUGAAACCAAAUAUGGGCACCACUUACUACAUGCCUUUAAAUGAGUGUAAACCAAUAGAACCAUAUAGAAAUACACCUGAAAUGCGAAUAGCUGAGUUCCAGAAAUUAAUUGAAUACGAGAUGUUACCCCUAAAAUAUAUGCUAAAUGACAUAGUUUCGAAAUACGCGUCACUAAAUGUAGAUAACCAACUAAAAAAAUCUUUAUUACGCACAAAAAAAAAUCAUCUAAUCGAAAAAUUUAGUUGUCAAAAUCGCUGUAGAUCUAAUCGUGUUUUUUAUACAAUUGUCUUUGAUGAUUAAAUUUGACUGUCAAAUAAAUGUGACUUAGAACUUA